This is a messenger RNA of Paraphaeosphaeria sporulosa, 1159 nucleotides long. RefSeq names its product nucleoside-diphosphate-sugar epimerase. Bases 1 to 1029 code for a protein of 342 amino acids. The record is from RefSeq and is a predicted model, not a curated record. NCBI's taxonomy places the organism in Eukaryota, Fungi, Ascomycota, Dothideomycetes, Pleosporales, Didymosphaeriaceae. The transcript is spliced from 4 exons.
AUGGCCCCAAAGAUCUUCCUCACCGGCGGAACAGGCUAUAUUGGUGGCUCCAUUCUGCAUGCUCUCGUGACUGCCCACCCAGAAUACGACAUCACUGUACUCCUGCGCAAGACUCCCGAAGCCUUCACGUCUACCUACCCCAACGUGAAGAUUGUGCAGGGUGAUUAUGAUAGUGCAGAAACGCUCGCAGAGCGGGCGAAGCAGGCCGAUGUUGUUGUGCACAACGGCGAUUCCGACCACGAGCCCUCUCUCAACGCUCUCAUCUCAGGUCUCCUCGCCAAGCCCAAAAAGUCCCACCUCCUGCACCUCUCCGGCACAGGCAUCGUCUCGGACUGGGCCUCCCCCCAGCACCUCGGCACACUCAACCCCAAAGUGUACUCCGACGUAGACGACAUCGCCGCCAUUGCGGCGCUGCCGGACCACGCGCUCCACCGUAACACAGAGAAGAUUUUAUUCAAGACUGCAGCUGAGCAUGGUGAUAAACUGGAGAUUGCGGUCAUGUGUCCGCCGGAUAUCUACGGUCCUGGCACUGGCCCUGGCAACACCCAAUCCGUCUUCACGCGCCUCUUCAUCGCCGACGCUACAACCGUCGCGGGCAACCGCGUCUUCUACCACGGUGCUGGCACGAACACGCGCUCCUGGGUGCAUAUCUCAGACCUGACGUCGCUCUAUCUCCGCGUUGUUGAGGCAGCUGUAGCUGACUCGCCUACGUUCUCUGGCCCAGGAAAGUAUCCUGGGUACUACUUCGCGGGCACGCAGGAGCACGCGCACAUUGAUGUUGCGCGGACCAUUGGCGCGACUCUGGUGAAGCAUGGGGUUAUUCAGGAUGCAGAGCCCGUCGAAGUUGGGCUCGAGGAGGUGGAUAGGAUGGCGAAGCACCCGCUGUUUCCGAAACUGGGGAGGUAUUUGUAUGCAAGUAAUUCAAGGACGAGGGCGGUGAGGGCAGAGAAGAUGUUUGGGUAUGUGGGGCGGGCGGAGGGGUUGUUAGAGAGUAUAGAAGGCGACGUGUUAGCUGCGUUGGGGAAAUAGCUGGGUCCGAGGUCGCGACAAAGCACUACAUUCCUUGGAACUUCAGCGCAUACGCUCAUGACCGGUGAAGAUAGCAGCAUCCAUGUCUUCUGGCGUAGGAUUUCCCACGGUGGGACGACUCAAAACGUUG